Messenger RNA from Alternaria conjuncta, 573 nucleotides. RefSeq lists its product as uncharacterized. NCBI's taxonomy places the organism in Eukaryota, Fungi, Ascomycota, Dothideomycetes, Pleosporales, Pleosporaceae. The record is from RefSeq and is a predicted model, not a curated record. Bases 1 to 573 code for a protein of 190 amino acids. The transcript has 2 exons.
AUGGCAGCGUAUAUCAACCUUAACUUGCAAGGCUUGCGGGUUCAGCGAGAGGUGCGUAGUACCAUCAUCGUCCGGCAUGCACGGCGAAAAGCGCUCAUAGACGUAGAAUCUACCUUUGAUGUUUUGUACUCGCAGGUUGCCCGAGAUUGGCAACAGCGGGACGACCUCCUCACACCCUUCAACGACCGCCGAUGGUCUCACGUUAGAGCGGUCUGGACCUUUGACCUUGAUCGCGAUAUUCUGCGAUUGGAACAGACAGAUCGCAACCUCUGGGUUUCUCUCGACCUUGUUCGCCAGCGUUCCAUAACCAUUUCCGAUUUCGAGCCUUGCGAACCACCGCCGACACUUGCCAAGCAUGCCUUGCAAUCCGUCUACUCAGCACGCCGCCCAGUGGUGUUCUGGAAAAUGAGACGCAAGAACAUCGACCUGCCGCGCGUACAGGGGCGCAAGGCUUUCGUCUCUAGGAUACUUGCCGACUUUGCAUUUCAGUGGAGGCAUGUCCUUUGCGGUCGUUACAACAACUCUACGUUCCGGAGGCUUGCCAAUGCUAUUGUCAGGAUUGUUACCCUGUAA